UUCAUUAGGCGUCCCCAGGGCAACAAGCAGUCGCCGCCGAGCGUCGUCCAUUGCCGGAAGCGGAAGUGGCCGAACCCUCCUCUCCGGCCGAUUAAAAACCCGGAAACUAGCCAGGGGAUGGCGGCCGGUCGAAGUUUGAGUCGCUCGGAGCGGAAAGCGGCGGCUCGCGUAGAAUUCCUCCGUCAAGAAGAGCAGCGGGAGCAACGGAGGCAGGUGUCCCGAAUCCUGCGCAAACCGGCGGCCGACCGGAGCGCCGACGAGGCGAUGCUUCUGUCUGGAUGUCAAGAGAUGGUGCGGGAUCUGGAGCGGCUUCGCAAGAAGCGCGAGAGGCUGCGGCGCCGGCUAGAGGAGGUGUGUGAUGAGCCUGACGAAUUGAAGAGAAAAGUCAGCAAGCUAUCUGCUGUUGUCCAAGGAGCUAAACAUCUUAUUGUAUAUACGGGAGCUGGCAUAAGUACGGCAGCUUCAAUUCCUGACUACAGAGGCCCAAAUGGGGUGUGGACAAUGCUGCAAAAAGGGAGAAGUAUCAGGGCGACCGAUCUGAGUGAAGCAGAGCCCACACUCACCCACAUGAGCAUUGCUUGUUUGCACAACAACAAACUGGUAAAGCAUGUAGUGUCUCAGAACUGUGAUGGGCUUCACUUGCGCAGUGGCCUCCCUCGAGAAGCCCUGUCUGAGCUGCAUGGAAACAUGUAUAUAGAGGUUUGCACAUCUUGCACACCCAAUCGUGAAUAUGUACGAAUAUUUGAUGUGACAGAGCGCACAGCCUUGCAUAGGCACCAGACUGGGAGAUUAUGCCAUAAAUGUGGAGCACAGCUGAGAGAUACAAUUGUACACUUUGGAGAGAAGGGUAUUUUACAGCAACCCUUGAACUGGGAGGCAGCAACAGAAGCUGCUAGCAAGGCUGAUGUCAUACUUUGCUUGGGGUCUAGCUUGAAGGUUUUGAAAAAGUAUCCACAUUUAUGGUGCAUGAGUAAACCCCCCAGACACCGCCCUAAACUCUAUAUUGUAAAUCUUCAGUGGACACCAAAGGAUGAUCUCGCAGUUCUAAAACUUCAUGGAAGAUGUGAUGAUGUGAUGAAGUUGUUGAUGGAUGAGUUGGGACUUCCCAUUCCUUCCUAUGAUAGAAUGAAAGACCCCAUCUUUUCUCUGGCUGUUCCUUUGCAACCUGCAGAAGAAAGCAGUCAUAGCCGAAAACCCGUGGCUCCACCAACAAGUCUUCAUGAAGUACAACUGGGAGAGGAACAGCAGAUGCAUCCAGAUCCUCCUUCUGGUGGCUGGUUUGGCAGAGGCUGUGCAAAAGGCACAAAGAGGAAAAAGAACUCUUGAUAACAGAUUUU
Molecule: messenger RNA, 1337 nt
Organism: Notechis scutatus (mainland tiger snake)
Lineage: Eukaryota; Metazoa; Chordata; Lepidosauria; Squamata; Elapidae
Gene: SIRT7
Product: sirtuin 7
Cellular component (GO): nucleus; chromatin
Molecular function (GO): histone H3K18 deacetylase activity, NAD-dependent; NAD+ binding
Source: RefSeq, a predicted model, not a curated record